Messenger RNA from Chondrus crispus (carragheen), 405 nucleotides. The record is from the annotation of a RefSeq genome assembly. NCBI's taxonomy places the organism in Eukaryota, Rhodophyta, Florideophyceae, Gigartinales, Gigartinaceae.
AUGACAUUAAAUAUACGUGUAAUUGCUCCAGAUAAAACUGUGUGGGAUGCAAAUGCAGAAGAAGUUAUUUUACCCAGCAGUACUGGACAACUAGGCAUUUUGAAAGGCCAUAUACCAUUAUUAACAGCUCUAGAUAUAGGUGUUAUGCGUGUACGUAUUGAUAGAGAGUGGCAACCAAUUAUUCUUUUAGGAGGAUUUGCAGAAAUAGAAGAUGAUAAUAUCACAAUACUAGUUAAUGGUGCAGAAAAAGCUGAUAGUAUAGAUAUUAAUAAUGCUCAAAAUAACUUAGAAGAAGCAACUAUUGCUUUAUCAGAAGCAAAAAGUAAUAAAGAUAAGAUAGAAGCAACGCAAAACUUGAGAAAAGCACGUGCUAGAAUACAAGCUAUAAAUGUAUUAAAUAAUUAA